CAAAAACAAAAAAAUCUCAGAACUCUCGACUCUCGUCAUAAAUCCCAAGUUCUCAACUCUUAUCACUGUAACCUAAUCGCCCAAACUCAUAAAACUUAUCGUAGGCGCAAACUUUACCGACAGCGUACCGCCCUCUCCGUGCGCCCUCCGCCCUCCACCGUGCGCCCUCCGCCCUCGCUCGUGGCCUGUGGGUCUUCACCGAUUUCACGAUUUGUAGGCUUUUGAUUUUUUUUAUUUGUAUCUCUUUUACGUCCCAACCCAUAAAGGAAAAAAAGAGAAAAUCAAGAAGGAAGAGCAGAAUGAAGAUAGAAGAAGUACAGUCGACCACGAAGAAGCAGAGGAUAGCCACUCAUACUCAUAUUAAAGGCCUCGGCCUUGAGCUGAAUGGAAAAGCAGUACCUUUGGCUGCUGGAUUUGUGGGUCAAGCUUCUGCGAGAGAAGCUUCUGGGCUUGUGGUUGAUAUGAUUCGGCAAAAGAAGAUGGCUGGGCGUGCUUUAUUAUUCGCUGGCCCACCUGGUACUGGAAAAACUGCCCUUGCUCUUGGAAUUUCGCAAGAACUCGGCAGCAAGGUUCCAUUUUGCCCAAUGGUUGGAUCAGAAGUGUAUUCAUCGGAAGUAAAGAAGACUGAGGUUCUAAUGGAGAAUUUCCGUAGAGCUAUUGGCCUCCGUAUUAAAGAAAACAAAGAGGUUUACGAGGGAGAGGUUACGGAACUCUCCCCAGAAGAAACUGAGAGUGUGACUGGCGGAUAUGGUAAAAGUAUAAGCCAUGUCAUAAUUGGGUUGAAAACUGUGAAAGGAACCAAACAACUGAAGUUGGACCCAACAAUUUAUGAUGCUUUGAUAAAGGAAAAGGUAGCUGUUGGUGAUGUUAUAUACAUUGAAGCAAAUAGUGGAGCAGUCAAAAGGGUGGGAAGGAGUGAUGCAUUUGCUACUGAGUUUGAUCUUGAGGCAGAAGAAUAUGUACCACUUCCUAAAGGAGAGGUUCACAAAAAGAAGGAGAUUGUCCAGGAUGUUACAUUGCAUGAUCUUGAUGCUGCAAAUGCACGGCCUCAAGGAGGGCAAGAUAUACUCUCCCUCAUGGGUCAGAUGAUGAAACCCAGAAAAACUGAAAUCACCGACAAGCUUCGGCAGGAGAUAAAUAAGGUGGUGAAUCGGUACAUAGAUGAAGGCGUGGCUGAACUCGUUCCAGGCGUAUUGUUUAUCGAUGAGGUGCACAUGUUGGAUAUGGAGUGCUUUUCUUAUUUGAAUCGUGCUUUAGAAAGUUCUCUAUCUCCCAUCGUCAUUUUCGCCACGAAUCGAGGAAUUUGUAAUGUCAGAGGAACAGAUAUGACUAGCCCUCAUGGUAUACCUGUUGACUUGUUGGACCGUUUGGUUAUUAUAAGAACCGAAACAUAUGGCCCGGCUGAAAUGAUACAGAUUUUAGCUAUCCGAGCACAGGUAGAGGAACUCAACAUAGGCGAGGAAAGUCUGGCUUAUCUUGGAGAGAUUGGACAGCAAGCAUCUUUGAGGCAUGCCGUUCAGCUGUUAUCACCUGCUAGCAUAGUUGCUAAAAUGAACGGUCGUGAUAGUAUUUGCAAGGCGGAUCUUGAAGAAGUGAGUUCUCUGUAUCUUGAUGCCAAAUCAUCUGCAAAGCUUCUUCAAGAACAGCAAGAUAGAUACAUAUCAUAGACACAAAAAAUUUGGCUCGAACGAUAUUUCAGUUGAUUGAUCCCUUGAGAUGUGAACAGUCGGGUUUUAAAAUCUUUCCUUUUCCUAAAGGAUUGUGUGAUGCAACUGGCACAUUAUUAGGGUGUUGAUUAUUGUAACCUCAGACACGAUGAUGGAGACGAGAUCACCUUGGCGUUCAUGGACAAAUAUGAGCGACGUUGGAAUCGUGCACGAAUUUUGCAUGGGAUUUGUGCAUGACCUUUAGUAGUAUUGUUGUUGUUGUUGUUGUUGU
Messenger RNA from Striga asiatica, 1938 nucleotides. The record is from the annotation of a GenBank genome assembly. NCBI's taxonomy places the organism in Eukaryota, Viridiplantae, Streptophyta, Magnoliopsida, Lamiales, Orobanchaceae.